Molecule: messenger RNA, 1449 nt
Organism: Parnassius mnemosyne (clouded apollo)
Lineage: Eukaryota; Metazoa; Arthropoda; Insecta; Lepidoptera; Papilionidae
Source: the annotation of a GenBank genome assembly
AUGCAGCCACGUGAAGACCCUUGCCUCAUCAAGAUAGAGAAGUUCUUCAAAAGGGAAGCAGAACUGUGUGGACCCUACGCGCUGCCCGAACAGAUGACACCGCCUAUUACAGCCGCACCACAAAGGAAGACUCAAAGGAUCAACAACGUGACUGAGAAGACAUACAUACCAAGAUGCGUCAUGAACUGCCCACUUAACAACGGUCUCAAAAAAGCUAAGCGAGUGAGAAGCGCUUUCACAACGGAUCAAAUACACGGUUUAGAAAAAGAAUUCAAAAAGUUUCCAUACAUUGGUGUUGUUAAUCGUAAAGAAAUAGCAAAGUCUUUAAACAUAUCAGAAAGAGCUGUUAAAAUAUGGUUUCAAAAUCGCAGAAUGAAAGAAAAGAGAGAUGCUUUCCAAAAGGAAUUUCGUAAUUACGACCAAAUUCAAAUUAAUGCGAAAAAAUUUGUUAACGAUCAAUUAAAUAAUGUGAAUACAAUGAAAUCAAAUGACGAACGAAAUUUGAAUUCCACAUUAUUACAAUCACAUUCAAAAACAAGUUUUAACAAAUUGGGCGUCUUGGAUUUAAUUGAAAAUCAUGAGAGAAAUGAAAACGAAAACAAAAGUAAAGAUGAUGUAGUACCAUCACAUUACUUUCAAAACAAUACAGUUACAAGUAGCACCAACGAAAGUAACACUACCGGAGAGUUCUCAAUACAGUUAUUAAAGAAAUAUAAAAAUAAUUUAAGACCGUGCGCUACUAAACAAAAAUCUAGACAAAUUAUUUCCGCACAAACAAAAAAUAAUGUCACUCCUCAAAUAAAAAAUAAUCAAAUGCCCCGAAGAAAUGAUGUCAUUCCACAAGGGAGAAAUAAUGUUGUGCCUCUAGUAAGAAAUAAUGUGGUUUCGCAAGUAAAAAAUGAUGUUCCCCGAGUAGGAUAUAAUUUUCCUCAAUUAAGAAAUAGUGUAGUUCAACAAGUAAGAAAUAAUAUCAUACCCCGUUUAAGGAAAACAGUUCAUCCACAAGUCAAGAAUAUUUCGACAGAAAACUGUAAAACACAUGGAAAAAAUAAAAAAUGUCAAGAAGCGUGCCGAAGUUCACACGCUAUGUCAUCAGGUCAAGAACAAAAGUUUGCAAAAUUUCCUUCGGGAUACGUUCAGUUAUACCCUCAAAAUUGUUAUCCACCAUCUUGUAUGUCAGCGGGAAUACUAUGGAAACCUAUUGAUCCAGCAGAUUUGUCAGCUGCAAUGCCUAUGAAUGACUUUUCUAUGAUACCCAAUGCACAAAAUUUGUCAAUUCCAGUUUCGCAACCUAUGAAUAUGCAGAGAAAUAAAUGUUUAUGUAAUUGCUAUAAUAUGAACCAUCCAUCGAAUACUGCCACCUUUCCACGUGAAAGAACGUCUAAGCUGCAAUAUGUUAUAGCAAUACCUUUUCACGAAACACCUGCUCAUUUUAGUGCUCAGAAUUAG